Messenger RNA from Pyrus x bretschneideri (Chinese white pear), 1696 nucleotides. RefSeq lists its product as uncharacterized. Bases 334 to 1470 code for a protein of 378 amino acids. The record is from RefSeq and is a predicted model, not a curated record. The transcript has 5 exons. NCBI's taxonomy places the organism in Eukaryota, Viridiplantae, Streptophyta, Magnoliopsida, Rosales, Rosaceae.
GCUUGAAGAUAACCUUAGAAGGGCGGGUCCGGAUCAGUGUCCGCCGACUCCCGCCUCAACAAAUUUUGAGUUUGAGUUUUUAAAUUCCCCUCACUCUUUCGGAUUUUAUUCGAAAAACCGCCCACACUUGUCCAUUUCCAGAUCUUCACUCAGAUUUCUUCCAUCACAAUCUCCCAACAUUUCCCAGAUUCAAAAAAGAGGGUGGAGAAUCCUUUUUUUUUUUUGGCGAGCAGAAGAACUGGGGUUUUUAGGGUUUCGAGAUUUUGAAGUUGAAUGCUUAAUUUGGUUGGUUAGAUUUCGAUUUUGUUUAUCCUUCUGCAAUUGAAUUGCACUAUGAGUAGUGAUAAUUCGACCGAUGGGUUUUACAAAUCCCGACAAGUUCUCGGUGAUUUGACCAACCGGCCCAUAAAAAGGGGGUUUUCGAUGAUUUCAGCUGAUUCGGGUACUAAAUCUCUAAAUGCAGUUGGUAAAAAUGUUGAUUGUGAACAUAGGGGUUCAAAAGUUGCAAAGCAAGUGUUUUUAGGGGUUGAGGAUUUAGUAAGAGAGAAAUGCGAGAAAAAAACCGGAGUAGAUUGUAACCCUGAAGCCUUAUCUUCGCCAAAGGGCACUCAAGAAUCUGUGUUUUCACCUACUUAUAGUGACAUUGAUGAUUCCUCGAAUGACAACAGUGAUUCUGUUACCUUGACGAUGUCUAAUGAUAUCGGGGAAAAGUCCAGUGACAGUGGAGCUAAUGCUAGCAGUGUUUUAGAAGUCGGCGAUGCAUUGAUGGAUAAUGCCUCGUCCAUUGCUUCAAUUUCAAAAUGCUCAGGAAUGUGCAAGAAUGAUUGUUGUGGUGGUGGGGAGAAAUGUCAAUACAAGAAAGUGGGACAUAGUUCAGAAAUUAAUCAAAGCGUUCCUCUAGAUGAAGGAUUAGUCACUGUUGUUCAUGGUAAUGACGAAAAGGGUCUUGGUGUUGGUCAAGUGGCAGCAACCAAAUAUGGUUCUAAUGAGUGGUCGAUGUUGCCUAGGUCACAAAGUUGCUCGAAAGUCCAUGAAUUUGAGAAGUUGGAAAGAUGCACGGCUCUUAAGGGUGGUGGCAGUGCUGAUUUGAGUGUAGGUGAUGACUUGCUCAAAGAUUGCUCUUGUUCGUUUUGCUUAAAAGCUGCUCACAUCUUGUCAGACCUCCAAUACCAGGAUAUCAAGGGUCGAAUUGCUGCACUGAAGAAGAGUAAAAGAGAAGUGAACGUAUUGGUUGAGAAAAGUGUCAAGGGAAAAGAGAGUGAUACCAAGGGACAACUACACCCAAACAAAGUGUCAAAACUUGAAUAUGAUCUCUCAAGUCAGUGGAGAUCACUCUUUGUUAACAUGGAGGAUGUGCUUGUUCAUGAAAGCAACCAUCUUCAAGACAGUUAUGUCACGCUAAAAAAUUUGAGGGACAACUGCAAGACAGAGCUUGAAGUUACCAGUGGAAUGCCUUCCGAGAAACAAUAGUCUGUUUCGGGUGCCUGUGUUAUUGUAAGAUUGUUUGUCACUUUAGUUUGUGUCUACUUGUGCAUGUGCACCCAUGUAUUCAUGUAAUGUUGUUUGGAAGACUGUUUCUUCCCUGACUUCAAAACCUAGGAAGCCUGUUUUCUUUGUCUUUCCAUUUUUCUUAAUAAACUGUAAACGUUCAUCAAAUUCGUGUAAUAUCAUUUAGAUUACUCCUUGCUUGGACGAA